This is a messenger RNA of Pungitius pungitius (ninespine stickleback), 4017 nucleotides long. RefSeq names its product semaphorin-4B-like. Gene Ontology annotation, molecular function: semaphorin receptor binding; chemorepellent activity. Gene Ontology annotation, cellular component: plasma membrane. The record is from RefSeq and is a predicted model, not a curated record. The coding region runs from base 644 to 2932 and encodes 762 amino acids. The transcript has 14 exons. Gene Ontology annotation, biological process: negative regulation of axon extension involved in axon guidance; negative chemotaxis; neural crest cell migration. Lineage: Eukaryota; Metazoa; Chordata; Actinopteri; Perciformes; Gasterosteidae.
ACGCUGAUUGACAGGUCUCUAACAGAUAUAAAUGGGCUGAAUUGGAUUGUCAAAUGUUCUCAGGAAGGUUCCUCACUGAGUGAAAGGAAGUGAAGUAGUUUAAGUGGCGCCAUGAUAAGAGCCUUCUUGACUUCUCUAAUGCUUAGGAAAGGAGCUUCCAUGCUUCCUUACUGAGCUCCUUAAGGAACCACUGCACCACCCUUUACCAAAGGAAAGGAGAUCAUUCCUUUAAUAGUGACGUACCAGAGACGUUAGGAGGUUACUUUGCUAACAAUUUGAAUCCAGCCAUGGAGGCUCAGACCCCUCGGUCCUGAUAUGGUCACUUCCUGUUCACUGCUUGAUGAAAAAGAAUUAGUCUCUUUUUAACAUAGUCCACUGAAGGGAGGAGUCAAACCAACUGGACCAAACGUUAUGGAAGACAAUCCCACAAAAAUGUAAUAACAAACACUAGGAUAAAUAUGUGUUCUUCAAACUCUGUGAAUAAGAAACAAACCUUCUGCUUCUUCUUAUCUGUCUUAAUGUCAGCUGAUGGUGAAACGAGAGGCUCUUUGCCCCCCCCCCCCAGCAAAGAGGAAGUCGCGGUGACUUCUGCUGAGUGAGAGUCUGUUCUGAAUCUUAAUCCUCCUUCAGCUGCUCCUCCGUCAUGUGUCCACCCGUCCUCCUCCUCCUCCUCCUCGGCCUGGUGAGCUCCAUCGGCUCGGCGCUCCAUCCUCGGACCUCCUUCCGCCUCAACUCUGUGGACAGACCUGUGGUCCUCUUCGGCCCCCCCGACCUCCAAAACGCCACCACGCUGUUGCUAAGCGACGAUGGCUCCACCCUGUACGUAGGGGCGCGGGACGCCGUCCUCUCAUUGGACGUCAGACGGAGUGAUGUCAUCAGGCUGAAGAAGAAGGUGGAAUGGCGUCCAUCCCAGAGUGAAAUAAACGACUGCCAAAGUAAAGGAAAGAAUGCAAUGGUGGACUGUCCUAACUUCGUCAGUGUCCUGCAGCAGAUGAACUCCACCCAUCUCUACGUCUGUGGCAGCUUCGCCUUCAGCCCCCACGACGCCUUCAUCGACACACGGAGCUUCUCCAUGGUGACUCACGCUGAUGCUAAAGCUAAAGGCCGCUGCCCUUACAGCCCCGAGCAGAGGAACACGGCCAUCAGCAUUGAUGGGGAGCUGUUCACUGCCACCACCACUGACUUCAGGGGGGUCAAACCGCAGAUCUCUCGACACUUUAGCAAAGAUGGCCGACAGGAAGUGAGCCAGGACUCAUCAGUGGGCCUCCUGGAGGAGCCCACCUUCGUUGGCUCGUCUCACGACCCAUCGGGGGAGAAGCUUUACUUCUUCUUCAGCGAGGUCGGCAAAGAGUUCAACUUCCAGGAAGAGCUGCGGGUUUCCAGGGUGGCCCAAGUCUGCAAGGGGGACAUCGGUGGUCAGAGGACUCUUCAGAACAAAUGGACGUCCUUCGCCAAAGCGUCUCUGCUGUGUCAGCUUCCCCGACAGCUCCCCUUCAACGUCCUGCAGGACGUGUUCACGCUGCGGCCUCCGGAGGGCGCCGACGCCUCCGACACGCUGCUCUACGCCGUCUUCACGUCCCAGUGGUCCUCGGCUCCGGAGUCGGCCGUCUGCGUCUUCAAGCUGCGGGACAUCCGAGCGGCUUUCAGGGGGAGCUACCGGACCUUCCAAACAGGGACACGCCAGCUGGACCCCAUGCCGCUGAAACGCUGGUUCCUGGGACAGUGCGGACUGAACAACGCGUCCGACCUGGAGUUAUCUGAGGUGAAGACGAGCUUCCUGACCAGCAGCAGCGUGCGAGGGGACGCCAUCGCCGCCUCCUCAGAGCGGCGCUACAGCCGCGUGGCCGCCAUGAGGACGCAGGCGGCCGACGGCAAAGCCUACACGGUCCUCUUCCUCCUCACGGAGUCCGGGUUCCUCCACAAAGUGGCUCUGUUGGAUAAAGGAGCUCAGGUCAUCGAGGAGAUUCAGGUCUUCACACAACCUCAGCUGGUCCUGAGCAUCGUCAUCUCCUCCUCCAAGGGACUCGUCUUCGUGGGCACCUCGGAGGGCGUGACCUCCGUCCCCGUGGCGCGCUGCUCCAUCUACGCAACCUGCGCUCAGUGCGUCCUGGCCAGAGACCCCCUGUGCGGGUGGAGCCGGGCCGCCGCCGCCUGCACCGGCCUGGAGGGGCGUGGCCAGGACCUGGCUCAAGACCUGACGGGGGGAGACGUGGAGGAACAAUGCCGAGAGGCACCCGGGGCGGCGCCGGUCCAAGAAGUCAACGUCCAUUCCAACGAGGCAGUGAGGCUCCGUUGCGUGAAACCCUCCAACCUGGCCACCCUGACCUGGACCUCCUCGCGCUUCAAAGUCCUGCCGAGGAACCUCUUCAUCACGUCGGCCGACGGCGGCCUGAGCUUCCUCGCCUCCGCCGAGACCGUGGGGUCCUACGGCUGCGUGGCGCAGGAAGCCGGCCACCAGGAGGUGGUGGCGAGCUACGAGGUGCGGCGGCUCGAGGACCACCUGACCACGGUCGGCCAGGUGGUCCUCCCCACCGACCGUGGUCAGGUGGUCCUCGCCACCAAGGAGCCAAAGACUACGUACCUUGAGGUCGACCCGACGGAGGAGGCGGGGCUUCUGUUCACCACCGAUUCAAGCCGCCUGACGCCUUCCGGUCCGACGGACAACUCGCUGAUCCUCGCCGUGACUGAGGCAAGAACCGCACAGCUUGGGGAGCAGGCGCCGAAGAAGAGCCUGGUGGGAGGGAGGAGCUACCACGGUGAGCUGGUCGUGGUCUCCGUCCUGCUGGCAUCCUGCGUCCUUGUCCUGGCGCUCGCCAGCCUCUGGGAGUGGCGCCGCAGGAGAGCCGGCCCCCCGGGAGAAGGCGGUGAAACCAGGGGAUGGAUGGAGACCGUUCCCUCGCUGAGCGGCCCGGAGAAGGAGGCGAUAGAGUGACCUCCUCUUCUGUAGUUGCGUCACUCAAAUCCAGAGAAAGAUUCUCACAAGCGAUGUUACACAACCUCCUGGGUGAUCAAGCAAUCCCAGGCUGCUGUGUCUAGCCUAGCUUAGCAUAGCCUAGCUUAGCCUAGCAUAGUUUAUCUUAGCUUAGACUGGGCAUUCUGACAGUCUAAGAUACCUGUCAUGUGAGGUCUUCUGUUUAUAAUUAGAAAAUAAACCUGAACCAGGACAUUUUAGAACAUUUCAUAAUAUAAUCAUAAAAUAAUUUUAGAUCGUAAAUAGGAUUUUUCAUCAACUUUGAACUUUAAAUGUUUAAUCUAUUUUUAGUUGUUUUAAUAACUCGUUAAUUGAAAUCAGACUCCUAGUGGGAUAAGGAUUAACUUUAUGUUUUUUUUUUAUCUGACAGCUUUGUUAAAUGUUGAAACUUUUAUUAAAUGAUGUAUUUAAAUUAGGAUUAGCAUUAAUGACUAUUGAAUCCUGUGUAUUUUAUGUAAUGAGAUCAUUACUGUGUGAGACUGAAUGUAAACACACUGAGGUGUGAGAGCUGCUGUGAAUGUAAGAAGGUACAAGAUUAUUUAAUUCAAUUCAAUUUCAAUUCAUUUUAUUUUGUACAGCCCAAAAUCGCAAAUUACUAAUUAGCCUCAGAGGGCUAAUCAUCAGAUCUCUUUAUUGUUCUCCUGUUUCUCUACAAACAUUGUUAAACAUGUUCAAACAUUAAAACCAUAAAUGGUAAAUAUGUGGAACAUUUGUUGUCACAUGACAUUUAUCUGAUGCUUUUAUCCAAAGCCACUUACAAUAAGUUCAUUUCAACCCGUAAGGAAACAAACUCAGAAGUUUCAUGAAAUAAGCCAAUUUAUAACUUAUUAUGAUGUUUUUAACAUCUAAAUGACUUGCUGUUAUGGACCGAUUCAUUAUCAUUUAUAAUCACUUUACUGAACUUAAUCAAAGAAUAUUUUUCUUGUGUUUCUGUAGCGAUUAAAAUGUGGACUUGUUUGCAUUGAUAUUUUAGAAAUGUCGUAUUUCUGUCUGAGCUCCUGGUUUCAUGUGAGAGACAUAAAUGCAAUAAAGAAACUACCAACCUA